Molecule: messenger RNA, 4613 nt
Organism: Humulus lupulus (European hop)
Lineage: Eukaryota; Viridiplantae; Streptophyta; Magnoliopsida; Rosales; Cannabaceae
Product: ABC transporter C family member 3-like
Exons: 10
Coding region: 231-4481 (1416 amino acids)
Biological process (GO): transmembrane transport
Cellular component (GO): vacuolar membrane; plant-type vacuole
Molecular function (GO): ATP binding; ABC-type transporter activity; ATP hydrolysis activity
Source: RefSeq, a predicted model, not a curated record
CAUUACUCUACAGACCAUGUAAUCUUUUGGUUCUUCAACACAGGUCAUCUCAUCUCAUCAUUUUUCUCUAACUUUUUUACUCAUUCCAAAUGCUUGUUUAAGUGCUCAUUUUCUUUCUGGGUUUUCUGGUUGAUUACAUUUCCUUUUGUUAUGCUUGUUGGAGUGAGUCAUAGUGAGACCUCGAAGGGAAGAUUUAAGAAAACAAGGUGUUUGUGUUUUAAACCAAAUUAAUGGGUUGUCUUAGUCUUUCUGCGCUUAUUAUAGUGUUGUGUUUAUUGAGCUACUUUUACUGGUAUAGGAAUGGUUGGUCGGAUGAAAGCUUAGUGAUCCAUUUUGUUUUAGUCAUGAGAACACUUGCUUGGGGUGCAGCUUCUGUUUUCUUCCACGCCAAAUUUUCUAUUUCUGGUCAAUCAAAGUUUCCAUUUUUGUUGAGAGUUUGGUGGGUUUUCUACUUAUUCGUUUCUUGCUAUUGCCUUAUAGUAGACUUUGUUCUAUACAAAAAACAAGUUUCCAUAGCUGUUCAGUCCUUGGUUUUUGAUCUUGUGUCUGUUGCUACGGGGCUGUUUUUCAUAUAUGUGGGGUUUUUGGGGAAGAAAGUAGGUGAAGAUACCCUUCUUCAAGAACCCCUUUUGAAUGCUAAUGAUGUAGUGUCAAAUAAGUCCACAGGAGAUAAAACUGUAACUCCUUAUUCUAAUGCUGGACUUUUCAGUAUAUUUACUUUCUCUUGGAUAGCUCCUCUAGUUUCAGCUGGCAAUAAGAAAACCAUAGACCUCGAGGAUAUUCCUCAGCUUGAUCCUAGAGAUAGUGUAGUUAGGAUUUUUCCAAAUUUAAGGAAUAGGAUUGAGUCAGACUGUGGAUCAAUUAACAGAGUCACCUCACUUAAGUUGGUAAUAGCAUUGAUCUUCACGGUCUGGGGAGAGAUUCUUUUGACAUCUCUGUUUGUGCUUCUGUAUUCAUUGGCUUCUUAUGCUGGUCCUUAUCUUAUUGGUAAUUUUGUUCAAUACCUUAAUGGGCGACGGGAGUUCAAGAAUGAAGGCAUUAUUUUGGUGUCUGCAUUUUUUGUUGCAAAGAUUGUGGAGUGCCUCUCGCAGAUGCAAUGGUGUUUUAGAGGAAAGCUGAUUGGAGUAAGGGUCCGAGCCGCACUUAUUGCAAUGGUUUAUAGCAAGGGUUUAACUCUGUCAUGUCAGUCCAAGCAAGAGCACAGCAUUGGGAAGAUUAUCAAUUUCAUGACCGUUGAUGCUGAAAGAAUUGGUGACUUCAGCUGGUACAUACAUGAUCCAUUGGCAGUCACUGUACAAGUUGGUUUAGCCUUGUUGAUAUUGUAUAAAAAUCUUGGUCUUGCUGCUAUCUCCACAUUUGUUUCCAUUGUAUUAGUUAUGUUGGCAAAUAUUCCUUUGGGGAAAUUGCAAAAGAAUUAUCAAGAAAAGUUGAUGACAUCCAAAGAUACUAGAAUGAAGACAACUUCGGAGGUACUGAGAAAUAUGAGGAUUCUCAAGUUACAAGGAUGGGAGAUGAAGUUUCUAUCUAAGAUUGUUGAGCUUAGGAAAACUGAGUCAGGCUGCUUGAAAAAAUAUCUUUACACUUCUGCUAUGACCUCAUAUGUCUUCUGGGGUGCCCCAGCAUUUGUAUCUGUGGUCACUUUUGGUACUUGCAUCCUUUUAGGGGUCCCUCUUGAUUCAGGGAAAAUCUUGUCCGCACUUGCAACAUUCAGGAUUCUUCAAGAGCCUAUCUAUAAUCUUCCAGACACAAUUUCAAUGAUGGCACAAGCAAAGGUUUCUAUUGGUAGAAUAUCAUCUUUUCUUCGUUUUGAUGACUUGCAGGCUGAUGUUAUUGAAAGAAUUCCAAAUGGUACUUCUGAUGCAGCCAUUGAGAUAGAUGAUGCUAACUUUUCUUGGGAUGUAUCUUCUCAGAAUCCUACACUGAAAGAUAUUAGUUUCAAAGUGCUCCAUGGUAUGAGAGUUGCUAUUUGUGGCACUGUUGGCUCAGGGAAGUCAAGCUUGCUUUCUUGCAUCCUAGGAGAAAUUCCAAAACUGUCUGGAACCCUUAAGUUGUGUGGGACGACGGCCUAUGUUGCUCAGUCACCAUGGAUUCAGAGUGGCAAGAUAGAAGAGAACAUUUUGUUUGGUAAAGAGAUGGACAGAGAAAAGUAUGAGAGGGUUUUAGAAGCUUGUUCCUUGAAGAAGGACCUGGAAAUCCUUUCAUUUGGUGAUCAAACAAUCAUUGGGGAGAGAGGAAUUAAUUUGAGCGGCGGACAAAAGCAGAGAAUACAAAUUGCACGUGCCUUAUACCAAGAUGCCGAUAUCUAUCUGUUUGAUGAUCCUUUCAGUGCUGUGGAUGCUCACACAGGCUCUCAUCUCUUCAGGGAAUGCCUGCUAGGCCUAUUGAAUUCAAAAACGAUUAUUUAUGUCACUCAUCAAGUUGAAUUCUUACCCACUGCUGAUCUUGUACUGGUCAUGAAAGAUGGAAGGAUUACCCAAGCUGGAAAAUACAAUGAUAUUCUAAAUUCUGGGACUGAUUUUAUGGAACUUGUGGGUGCACACAAGGAAGCAUUGUCCACACUUAAUGCCAAAGAGGAAGUUCAAGCUGAAAAAGCAAGUAUCAUUGAGAAUGAUGGAAAGUCAAACUGUGCAAGUGGGUUAGUGAAGAAAGAAGAAAAUGGAGAUGCUCAACAUGGGAAAAGCAAUGAGCCUGAAGGACAACUUGUUCAAGAAGAAGAAAGAGAGAUGGGACAAGUUGGUUUUUCAGUCUAUUGGAAAUACAUCACAACAGCAUAUGGAGGAGCUCUUGUGCCUCUUAUACUGCUUGCACAAGUUUUAUUUCAGGGACUUCAAAUUGGAAGCAACUUCUGGAUGGCUUGGGCAAGUCCUGUUUCAGCAGAUGAAAAGCCUAUUGUUGAUAGCUCUACACUUAUAGUCGUAUAUGUUAUUUUGGCCAUUGGAAGCUCUUUUUGUGUCCUUAUGAGAUCUAUGCUUCUGGCAACAGUCUCAUAUAAGACAGCUACUUUACUCUUCAAUAAAAUGCAUGAAUGCAUUUUUCGUGCUCCUAUGUCGUUCUUUGAUGCUACUCCCAGUGGAAGAAUCCUGAAUAGAGCUUCUACAGACCAAAGUGCAGUGGAUCUUAACAUUUCAACGCAAGUUUCUGCAUUCGCUUUCUCUAUGAUACAGCUUUUUGGAAUUAUUGCUGUAAUGUGCCAGGUUUCAUGGCAGAUUUUUAUUUUUUUUGUUCCUGUCAUUGCAGCCUGCAUCUGGUAUGAGCAAUACUACAUACCUACAGCGCGAGAAUUGGCACGAUUAGUUGGAGUUUGCAAGGCUCCAGUGAUUCAACAUUUUGCAGAAACAAUUUCUGGGUUGACAACCAUAAGGAGUUUCAAUCAAGAAUCAAGAUUCCAGGACACAAACAUGAAAUUGAUGGAUGGAUAUUCCCGGCCUAAAUUCAGUAUGGCUGGUGCAAUGGAAUGGCUAUCAUUUCGCUUGGAUAUGUUGUCUGCUAUUACUUUCACUUUCUCUUUGGUUGUAUUGAUAUCUGUUCCCGAGGGAGCUAUUGAUCCAGGUAUCGCGGGGUUAGCUGUCACAUAUGGACUUAAUCUGAAUAUAUUACAAGCUUGGGUUAUAUGGCAUCUUUGCCAAAUGGAGAACAAAAUAAUAUCAGUUGAGAGAAUACUUCAAUACACAAGCAUCCCAAGUGAGCCUUCUCUUGUAAUAGAAUCAAAUCGGCCUGAUCCUUCAUGGCCAUCACAUGGAGAAGUCAAUAUUUGUGAUCUACAAGUUCGGUAUGCCCCCCACAUGCCACUUGUGUUGCGAGGUCUAUCAUGCACUUUUCGCGGAGGACUCAAAACAGGCAUUGUAGGAAGAACAGGCAGUGGAAAAUCAACUCUCAUACAGACACUUUUUCGAAUUGUUGACCCGGCUGCUGGUCAAAUUGUGAUAGAUGGCGUCAACAUAUCUUCCAUUGGACUGCAUGACUUGAGGUCAAGGCUGAGCAUUAUACCUCAGGAUCCUACCAUGUUUGAAGGGACUGUAAGAAGCAACUUGGAUCCACUUGAAGAGUACACAGAUGAAAAAAUAUGGGAGGUUCUAGAUAAGUGCCAACUUGGAGAUGAAGUGAGAAAGAAGGAAGAGAUGCUUGAUUCUACAGUUACUGAGAAUGGAGAGAAUUGGAGUAUGGGACAGAGGCAGCUGGUUUGCCUAGGCCGAGUUCUACUCAAGAAAAGUAAGGUACUUGUGCUCGAUGAAGCUACAGCAUCCGUCGACACUGCAACAGACAAUCUAAUACAGCAAACACUUCGACAACACUUCUCUGAUUGCACGGUCAUCACAAUCGCACAUCGAAUAACUUCUGUUCUUGACAGUGACAUGGUUCUACUUCUUAGUCAUGGACUUGUUGAGGAAUAUGGCUCUCCAGAAAGAUUGCUAGAGGACAAGGCAUCAUCUUUCUCUCUGCUAGUAGGAGAAUAUACCAUGAGAUCAGAUUCUGAUUUUUGAGAUAAUUUGUAGACACUUGUGAAAAUCAAGUAGUGUAGUGUGGUCUACUUCUUGUUUGGUUAUGAAUAAUCUAUUUGGUUUUGUAUUAUAAAUAAUACAUAUGAGUUCAAAAAAAAUGCUCUAGUUAAACCA